ACGCACACAUACACUCAUUGGAUCUCGGAGGUCUUCCGCUGAAUUUACCGCCUGCUUUAAUUUUGAGACUUUUUACUGCCUCGUCUCAGCCCCGUCUUUUACUUUUUUGUUUUUAUUUUUUGAUUUUUUGGAGAAAACAGUUGCCAAAAAUCCCUGAUUGAUUUUGGUCACAGCGCUGUAAAAUGUAGGCCCUCGGGGAAUAGUUCAUUCAGUUAAUGAGUGAAAAUGAAAUGGAGGUGAAUAGAGAUGAACGCCACCAGUUGAAUGGGCCUAAUGAUCAUAAGCACCGAGCAGCAGCACGGAGUUGAGAAUCUCAUCAGCACCAGUGUUGACGGACCAAUCACAGCGCUCCCCCCACUGGCGGACCUCCGUGAGGCCAGUCGCAGUUUUUUUUUAAGGCGGUGUAAACCUAUCGGGCUUGGAAAUUAUGAAGGGAACCAGCCUCGGUCAGUUGUAUAGGGAGAAAAGUUGAUUUUUUGGGGGGUGGUGGUGGUUUAGCAUUUUAAGCAUCUCACAUCUGGAUCACUGCGCGUCCUCCAGGAUAGUAACUUCUUGUGCUGUACGGCAAACGGAAUUUUCCGCUGUAGUGUGUGUGGUUGUAUUGCCUUGUCACAUGUAUCAGAAAAUCUCAGAACAUCUCGUCGGGCACUGACUCUCUCUCCCUCUCUCCCCCUCUCUCUCUCUCUCACUCUCCCUCUCCUGCUCGCGUUUUUUUUUUUUCUUUCUUUCUGCCGUGAUAAUGGAUUAUCAAUAGCCGGAUGGGGACACAUCAAGAACGAUUGAGAUCUGCAGCACUUGUUUAAAAAAAAGAGACAUUAAAAAAACAGGUGGCAGAUCCUCCUAACAGCAACAGUUCGAGCUGUCCCUGAUCAUCUUCUGCUACAAUAACUGCUCGGCUGCCAUCUGAGAGACGCUGAGAUACAGUGCGCAGGCUCUCCCAGCGCUCUUCUCCAGCAUCAAACCCCAGAGCAACGCACAGUGGACACUCAGGUCGGCACGUUCCAGGUUCGAUUGUCGACAUAUAAAACCUGAAGACGAUUCUGGAAAAUCAAGCAAAACGUUUAGAGUCGACGAGAAAAGAGAGAGAAAAAAAUUCUCCUGAAGAGCUCUGUUGGAACAUUAGUCAGUGGGAGAACUGCUGCUUUGUGUCUCUCAUUUUUCCUCUGCUGAACUCUCCUCAGAAGGUUAGAGGAGCAUGUAACUGAAACAAGUGGAGCCCUCGGUGAUUUCAGCAUUCUGUCUCCCCCAUCUGUGCCUACAUUCUCUGCUACAGAUAGGGACGUUUUGAUAAUUACAUAUAAUUAUAAUUUCUGUGGGAGACAGAUCUGCCUCUGUCUAUUAUUGCCAACACCUCCAACACAAUAACUUCACACAUUUACAUAUUUCUCAACAAAAGUGAUAUUCUUUGAACCUCAGAGACAAAUCAGGAAUAAUUUUACUUAGAGAGACAUGUCACAUGGAAAAGCGACGUUCCAUUCAGUUCAUAUCUAAUGAGUUAUUUUGUGCCUAAAAGCUGAAUGCAGAGCAUUUAAAAUCCAUGACAUUUGCCUCAUUUUGUGAUGUGUUUCACAGGCUGGGAGUCGUUUCCUUGGUUUAUGCUUACUCCUAAUUUUCAGUUGUUACAGUCUUCUAGCACUUAAGCUGAGCCUGCCUCAUUAUCACCCCCGUCCCAAUCACAGUAACAGUCCGUGCCAGGCGAGCACUGAUGCAUAUUAAUCCGACCAUAGAAAAGAUUGAGAUAAAGUACAUGGUGUAUCUAUAGAUGUGACGGGUGCCUGGGACAAGUUAACAUGGAGAUAAAGUCCCUGCUCCGGAGAGACUAGACACCAUUAAUGGACAGAUUUCUUAAGUGGUGCAGUCUGUUAUUUCCAUGUGAUUGUUUACAAUGCCAAAAAGCACCAAAUAUAUGAAAAGAGUUGUUGAUUUCAUAUGUUUUUUCUAGAAAAGAACUGCUUACAGCUUAAACAAGUGCCAAUUCUGAAUGUACGUAGUGCCAGACUGAAAUAGUCAUCCAGGACUGAACAAAAACAGAUAAAACUGUUUACAUUUGACAAAGCACUGGCCAUAGACUACUGUUCAAGUGCCACGAUCAGCACAGGAAUGUAUAGGACUGCCAUAUUUUGUUAAAAAAACAAUACUUCCUACAGAUUUUUACUGGGUUUUGUGCUCACAAGAAAAAAAUAAUCCAGCAGUACAUCACAUACAUGUUCUUUUGUUCAGUGGGACACGUAGAAUGAGACAUUAAGGACUAAAAGCAUGAGGAUUGUUGUCUUUAGUUUGUCCUUUUUACAAAGCUGCGUCCAUUUUAGUGUUGUAGACUUGAGAGGUGUUUCUGAAGGGCAAAAGAUGAAGUUGUUACACAUUCAGAGUUCUUUUCUAGCAGUAAAUUAAAACAAUUUUAUUUCCAUUACCCACAAUUAUUGAGACCUUCAAACUGAUGUUGAUAGUGUUUUAUUGUUCCUGAGUUUUUCUAUUACAUCAUAUAAAUACUCAGUUUCUGACAAAACAAAAAAUUCUGGUGUCAGAUUUCAUCAUCCAACACUACUGAAUGACUCUGGUGAUACAUCAUCAAUAUUCAGUAGGUUGUACAUGCUUCUUGAAUACUUCGCAUGCCAUUUUAGUGGGUUAAACUGCAAAAGCGGAUACAGCGUUGUAACUGCAUUGACUCAACAACAGAAAAUAGAUCUCUUAGUCAUGUAAAAAUGACGCCCACCACCAAUCUCCAAGUCCUUGCUGUCUCCCUGCUCUCCCUCCUUACUGCCCCACUUACCACUGUUGUGGAGACCUCUCCGUCCCCCCCCCCUCCUCAGCACGUAAACCCCUCGGCGAGGUCGUUCACAGAGGAGCCUGAGAUUGACCCUAGCUCCUCGCUCCUGCUCCUUGCCAUCCAGGCCAAUAUAAGGCCAGCUGCCCUCCAAGGCCGGACCAAAACCCCUGAGAAACUUCCAGAGACUUCAGAGGGGGUUCUGGAGACACCUCCUAGACCCCUGCCCCAGGUCAUGUUCCCCAAGAAUGUGACUUCAGCGGAGGCCCUGGCUCCGCCCUUAGGCGCAGCCCAGGUGGCGCCCAUUCGACCACGGUUGAUAGAUGUGUGGAUGGACGUAUGUCGGGGGUAUUAUGACGUGAUGGGACACUUUGACAGCGCUUUCAACUGCUCCAAGGACACCUUCAUCUAUUGCUGUGGAACCUGCCACUACCGCUUCUGCUGUCCAGAGCGUAGCCGGCAACUGGAGCAGGACAGCUGUAAAAACUAUCACUCUCCAGACUGGGCUAAGCCACAGACAGAGGCCAUGAUUAUACCAGAGGAAUUAGGUCCUGACCCAGACUUUGAUCCACUGAAGCAGCAGAGCCACAACACUGGUUUCGUCAUUGGCGGCGUGGUUGUGUUCAUGGUGGCUGUCGCCGUUGGCAUCAAGGUGGUCUUCAACAAGGUGCAACAGGAAGCCAACCAAAGGGACCUCAACAUGCCCAGAGCCCUGGUCGACAUGUUGCGGCACCAGUCGAGCCCAGUCCAGCAGGAUGAGAGAAACAACAGCGUGGCUCUGACCGUAGGGGACGGACAGGGGACACUGGGGAGACCUCCAAAAAAUCUUUACACCCCAGGACUACCCAGCAAGGACAACAGAUUGGGAAAUUUGCAGCACAAUUUCAUCCACUCAUCGGGCACCAGUCCCAAACACACCGCAACUAUCGAACGCACCCCUCGAAUGAACAAUGCUCAGCUGGCAGCUGGAGGCACGCUGCUCUCCAGUAAACACAACAACACCAAAUCCCAGCCUGCCUUCCACCACUCCCUGCACAACCUGGCUCAGCUGCCUCCCUCCUAUGAGAGCGCCACCAAGCCCGAGCUCAACAGAUACUCCUCACUCAAACGCCUCGAAAAAGGUCUUGAUGAGUACUCAUCAGGGUACUGCACCACCAAGCGCCGGCCUCACACAGCCCAGCCGGCCCUCCAGUCCUCUCAGCACCACCUCCACUGGGGUGGAGACUACACGCUCAGUGGGAGAGGAACCCUCCCCAGGCACGCAGCUCGUCCCUGGAUCCCACCGCCGCCUUCUGGCAUGCCUGCCUCGCCCACCCCCAACCCUUACCCUCUGGAUCCCCCAGAGCCCCAGUACAACCCCAACUACGACACUCUCUCCAAGCCCCCGAGGAAAGUUAAGUCAACUGACCAGCUACUCAACAUGGGUGACGUCCCUGGCAACACUGGGACUCUGUCCAGGCUGUCCAAGAACCAGCAACACCAGUACUACAAAGCCAUGGCUGCCUCCAAUAAGAACUCCAACACGCAGACCCUCACCCGCAAGACCCAGGACAGGCAGGACAGGCAGGAGAGGCAGGAGAGGCAGGAACGGCUGCUCAUGUCACCGGACCAUCUGGAAGAGAGGAUGGGGGUUGGCGGGAUGGGUGUUGUAGAUCCGUACGCCCACACGGGAGGGAUCGUCCCCACGCUGCCCCGCCAGCAGAAGGCCCAGUCCCAGCAGAACGUCUGCGCCACGCCCUCCCUCGACCGGCACCACAUGAUCAAGAUGAACUCUCACCCCACGUCUGGACGAGAGCAGGAGAGGAACACGACCAUGACGGGGCACAUGAGCGGGGGCAUGGGCUGGGCAGGGGAGAUGCCCGGGGCAGGCGUAGUCAUGGGAACGGGAACACUAGGGGGCCACAGCGCGAGGAGGAUGGCUUUCGCAGCCAAAAGGCAGAACACCAUUGAGCAGCUACAUUUCAUACCGGGAGGCGGUGGUGGGGGGUCGGGAGGAAGUGGAGGAGGUAGUCAGGGGAUCAGGACGGGGAGUAAAAAUGAGGUGACAGUGUGAGGUUUGUGCCUAAAGUAGAGUUUACCCCUCAUGUAAGUUAUGGGAAUAGAUCACCCUUCUGCAUUUAACUAGAUAUACAAGAAAUAUACAAGAAAUAAAACUAGAAGUAUAAAGUAUAGUAACAGUAUAACGUGUUUAGGCUAUUCAAAUUAGUGUUAUCUUGUAAUUAAAUAGCUUAAAUAUGAUUACUUAAUUAAAAAUUUAGGUGGGGAAUAUCUGUUCCAAUUAUGUGAUAGCCUACAUCAGCCAUAUUUUGUAACAGAAUUUGCCAUAUUGCCAUAUACAGCGGUGCCAUUACUUGUAGAAAGACUGAUAAGAAGGGUGAAACAAUACCAACAGAAGUGUCGUUCAUAAUUUUGUUUUUAUAUAUAUAUAUGUUUUUGUCAAAAAGUACUCAGGAGCCAUAUUAGAUAGGGAACCAGACGAUAUAUAUAUAUACAUAUAUAUAAAAGAGGUUGAUGAAGAGGAGGACCAUGUGGAAUAUUGUAUCACAGAAUUUCAUAGAGAAUUGAGCCAACUACCUGCUGGACUGGACUGUCGACCUGCUCAGCCCUCGUCAUCAACGAUUUAUUAGACUGACUCUCGUGGGUAAAGAGCCCAAGGUGGACCAGGUAAAUCUGAAUGAACCAUGUGCCUGGUGAGGGAUUUCGGAGAUCUGACGCUCCGCUGAACCAACCUCACCCUGACACAGGGAGACAGAACUGCUUUUUGUUGCUUCCUAUGUAAAUGAGCGGACAAAGAAAGGGGCUGUUUCAGACUGGGACACAGCAGCCUGACACUAUUGGCAGGACUCCGUGCCCGAUUUAAACCGCGGACGUACCCACAUUACCAAUCUGAUGCCUGGGUUGCCUAGUUUUCCAUGUGACCUUAGAUCCAAUCCCCAGAGGACCUCACACUCUGAUCACUGUUACACUACAGGAGUGUAAGCUGAUGUUAGAAUACGUUAUGGGUAAGGUUUCCUGAGUGAUCCCAACCAUAGAUCAGGGCCUAACUGUAAAAACAGUGGCUUACCAAAUAAUUUAGAGCCAUCAGCCACAAUGUUACAAAAAAAAUCUUGACAUAAACACACACGAGUCAAGAGAUUACAGAACAGACAUAUGUGUUCAGUUUACCAAUAAAAAGGCAACUUGCUUUAAUGUAGGUUGCAUAUAUGAGGAGCAAAGGUUUUUCUACAGAGCACAAAUGAAUAGACCAUGACGCAGAGGUUGCACUUACACAACUGUCCUUCAAAGCCAUUUAUGGAGAUACAAAGAAAAUACCACAGAGGAAGCUGGUCUGACAAUCACCAUUUUAUUCUUCUCACCAGGUGACAAAUUAUACGAAGUCAGUGAUAUUUUGUACAGUCAAAGGAUUGGCUUCAGAGCAAGCCUAAAAAAAAAAAAACAAAAAAAAAAAACAACCUCUGAGUCAGGAGCGAGGGCAGCCUGAGGCCUUUCCCCGCAUGGCUCUGUAUGCCGUAAGAGACUCGGAUGGUUAGGAAGCCCUUCCUGUCCUCAAGACAAAGACCUUGCUGUAUCAUAACGCACUUCAGCCAGUAUGAGUUUAAAAAAAACAAGAAAAGAGAAAAAAAAAUCUUCAUCAAUAACAACGCUUAUCAAUACUAAGGGCUAUCCUAUCCUAUAUACUGUAGUAUGUGAUAUCUGUGGUCCAUAUAAAAUGCUAUCUCUUUCUCUUGAUUUUGUGUUGAUAUUGUCAUGAUGUAUUAAGUAUUAACGUGUACAAAAAACAA
Messenger RNA from Lates calcarifer (barramundi perch), 6546 nucleotides. RefSeq names its product protein shisa-7 (gene shisa7a). Gene Ontology annotation, biological process: regulation of AMPA receptor activity; regulation of short-term neuronal synaptic plasticity. The record is from RefSeq and is a predicted model, not a curated record. Gene Ontology annotation, cellular component: AMPA glutamate receptor complex; postsynaptic membrane; postsynaptic density. NCBI's taxonomy places the organism in Eukaryota, Metazoa, Chordata, Actinopteri, Centropomidae. The transcript has 6 exons. The coding region runs from base 2703 to 4817 and encodes 704 amino acids.